AUGACACCAUUCUAUCCCAGGCCCAACUUUACCUCAUCCUCUGGUUUCCACAUUCAUCAUCCUCCCAAUCGUUCCUAUGUACAGCCUCAUUCCAAAAGGGCCAAUAGCUUCUCCGCAGUGAACUCUGACUAUGGUCUUCCACUACCUGAUACCGUUGGAGAUCGAUCCAGUCGACGGGCAAAAACAUCUGCACGGAACACCGUCAACGACGUUCCUUUAUUAAAUAACCCUGCCAGCCCUGCCCGACCCCCUCAGCACAGAUACAAGAGGUAUGAUUCCAGCUAUUCACCUUUCACAUCUGAUUCUUCCGCAAUAGAUACACCUCUUCGAGCAAGGGGACUUCUUCCAACAACAUGCAUUGAACUAGCUCCCAAUCAACCGGUUGUUUCCACAUUACCUGAUCCCGUAAGAGAUCAAAAUCAUGGGCAAAAUGAGCAAUCUAACUCCAAAAAUACUGGGCACUCCGUUAACUGGCGGAUAAAAGGGUUUCGGAUUCCAGAAAAUCUAGAUUAUACCCUAGGGGCUGAAAUUAUCGUUACCAAUGUGCCUCGCUCUGCCUUAAGACCUACUGUAAAGGGUUCUGGCUGUCAACGUUCUCAACCCUGUCCCACCAGGUUCCAACCUUAUUCGCAAGCAGGGAGAAGAAACGCCGUGAGUCUAAACUCAGGUAAUUCCGGACAGACACCAAAUACCCAUCCAUUGCCAGAAGUUAUCACACACACGUCCAGCUCCUGCACAAGCCAUAUUUCUAAGCCUGUACCAACCAUCGGAGAAUUUUAUACUUCCUGGAAUCACAAUAAAAGUCCUGAUGCAAAUCCACUUUUUGCGCCAUACGCAGCCGGAAAAUUGGAUAAUGUUAAUCACGCGAGACAUGUUCAUAGAUCCGGCGCAUUGUCGAAUGCUAUAUCUACACGCGCUGAUGAGGCAAAAGGUCAGCAGGGUAGAGAAGAGAUGGACAUCGAUAGUCUAGGACACAGUCCUACAUCACUUCCUAGUCACAUACAUCCAACAGGACAUGAAACCUCAAGCGAUAAGCACAGAGAGAGUGCCAGGGACGCUUUCACAACACCUAAUAAUCCUCUUCCGAACGAUUCACCAUUAUCCACUUCUACUUCCAAUGCCCCAGGGCCACGAACCUUUUCUCAAUCAGCAGGGACUACAACUGCGAGUUCUCGAGGACUAGCUCAGAGCGAAACUAGAAAAUUAUGGAAGGCUAUGUAUGGAAAAGAUACUGCUGAUUUGCAAAGGGAUUUGGUGACGUUGAAAAGUAUCGGUAUUGAGGAUAUAGAUUUGAGGAACGUUGUAAUUACAGAAGAGCGGUGA
Molecule: messenger RNA, 1323 nt
Organism: Sclerotinia trifoliorum
Lineage: Eukaryota; Fungi; Ascomycota; Leotiomycetes; Helotiales; Sclerotiniaceae
Source: the annotation of a GenBank genome assembly